Molecule: messenger RNA, 1206 nt
Organism: Colletotrichum abscissum
Lineage: Eukaryota; Fungi; Ascomycota; Sordariomycetes; Glomerellales; Glomerellaceae
Product: GTP-binding protein YchF
Exons: 9
Coding region: 1-1206 (401 amino acids)
Cellular component (GO): cytoplasm
Molecular function (GO): GTP binding; ATP hydrolysis activity; ATP binding
Source: RefSeq, a predicted model, not a curated record
AUGCCUCCGAAAAAGAUUGAAGUUGUCAAGGACAAUGUCGUGGCGUUUGGCAGGGUCAGCAAGAACCUCAAGAUGGGGUGCGUCGGCCUGCCCAACGUGGGCAAGUCGAGUCUGUUCAACCUCUUGACCGAGCAGAGCGCCGCUGCGGAGAAUUACCCCUUUUGUACGAUUGAGCCCAACGAGGCGAGAUGUGCUGUUCCUGACGCUCGAUAUGACUUUUUGUGUGACCUCUGGAAGCCGCCUUCCAUGUACCCCGCGUAUCUGCAGGUCACCGACAUUGCUGGCUUGAUCAAGGGUGCUUCGACGGGAGCGGGACUUGGAAAUGCUUUCUUGUCUCAUAUCCAGGCCGUCGAUGGCAUGUUCCACAUUGUCAGAGCAUUUGACAACGACGAGGUUUUGCACGUGGAUGACUCGGUUGAUCCCGUCCGUGACUUGGAAACCAUUCAAAAUGAGCUUUGCAAGAAGGAUCUUGACAUUCUGGCCAAGACCAUCGUCGCCGAGGAGCUGAUCGUCAAGAAGGCAGGAGGCAAGUACAAGAUGCUGCCCCUCUUCACAGAGACAACGACAAAGAUCCAAGCAAUGCUGGAGAAGAACACCCCAGUCCGCGACGGAAGCUGGACCCCCGCCGAAAUCGCCCUCAUCAACGAAAAGAUGUCCCUCAUCACCACCAAGCCCGUCAUCUACCUCGUCAACCUGACAAUGAAGGACUACCUCCGCCAAAAGAGCAAGUACCUCCCGUCCAUCGCCAAGUGGGUCACCGAGCACGGCGGCGUCCCGCGCGACAUCAUCCCCUUCUCCGUCGAGUUCGAGGAGAAGCUGCACAGCUUGAAAGACGACCCGGCCGCGCGGGAGGAGUUCCUCAAGGAGAGCAAGGUCAAGUCCAAGUUGGAUAAGAUUGUGACGGAAGGGUUCACGAAGCUUGGAUUGCAGUAUUACUUCACUGCGGGCGAGAAGGAAAUCAGAUGUUGGACGAUUCCGAGAAAUUGCCUUGCUCCGCAAGCUGCCGGCGCCAUCCACAGCGACUUUGAGAGGGGCUUCAUCAAGGCUGAAGUCGUUGCCUACCAAGACUUCCACGACCUAUGCGAGGGCGGCAAGUCCAUGGGUCCCAUCAAGGCUGCUGGCAAGUACCGCCAGGAAGGAAAGUCAUAUGUUGUUCAAGAUGGUGAUAUUAUUCAUUUCCAAUUCAACGUUGGAAACAAAAAAUAG